Didymodactylos carnosus is the source of this 86-nucleotide messenger RNA. The record is from the annotation of a GenBank genome assembly. NCBI's taxonomy places the organism in Eukaryota, Metazoa, Rotifera, Eurotatoria, Philodinida, Philodinidae.
AUGAAAAUAGGUACUGAAAUGGAAUGUAAUCAAAUGGUUGAUAAUUUUGCUGUCCUUAUACCAUGCUCAAAUCAACUGUCAAGCCG